UCAAUCAGUGCUCCUUCGAACAUAACCGCGAAAUAACCUAAAAUGAUUGGUCCAAAAUGAUGUUCCCCUAUAACGUGACAGAUGCUCUAACCAACCAGUAAAUUGCUCAGAAAAAUCCGCGAAAUCGGACUAGUAUCUGGGUCAAACCUAUUUUUAUACAAGUCUAUGGGUCAAACUGGCUAUAGUGGGUUUUGCCUUCGCUCUGUUUGAGUACUUGUACCCUUAAGGUUGCCUAGAUACGACUAGAAGUCUAGUGAAUACUUACGCAAAACGUCUUUAAAGGCACAAUAAAACAAAGUAACGUUGGGCUAGCUGACUACUUAAAAACUUGCUGUAGCUAACUUUAAAUACCAUUCGCUAAUACACUAUUUACUGAGCUAAUAUAUGUUGACGUUAGUUGGCGUUGUUUCAGCUCGCCAUGUGGUACUGACAGGUAGGCGAGAAAAGCGGCAACCGCUAAUGAGACCAGGUGAAAAUGAAAUCUGACAGUUGUUUCUGACAAUGUAACAUUAAGGCAACCCAUAACCUCAGUUGAUGCGUUAAAACAAGUUAUUUGUACGUGCAUGUAAACCUAAAUGUUUUGCUAAGGCGAGCUAAGAUUACCUAGCUCCACAAGGUGUGUAACGUAUCGUUAGCUUUAUAGGACAGUACAACUGUCAAGGAUUUGCACUUCGUGAAUUACUAGCUACCUGCCAUGGCCUUCACUGCUGCUAGAUUAGCUGCUUGACAUGAUUCAUCGAAACUAUGACUAACAUCUGAGAUGCAAUCCUUCGCCGGCCCCAUCGUUUCAUCAUGUGGCUCCUGGCAAUUUCACUGCCGUUGCUCCCAGUGAUUAUCGUCACGGUGACUCGUUACUGGGGCGGGCUGGGGGCCUUGUACCGGCACCUCCUGCGCGUGACGCCCAGGCUGCCAUGGCGACCGGCCGUUUGCGCGCGGAGCGCCCACGGCUUCGUGUUCCAGAACUGCACUCACGGCCGGCCCGAGAGCGUCCUGGAGACCUUCCACCUGUACGCCCGGACGCACCCCUCCCUCAGCCUGGGUCCAGAAAGAGGUGAGCUUCUGGAUGAGGUGGUGCGGCGAGUAGCUCCGACAUGGGCGUUGGAGUUGGGCACGCACUGCGGGUACGCGUCUGUCCGGAUCCUGCGGCUGCUGCCCCCUACAGGCCGGCUGCUGACAGUGGAGCACGACGCCACCACCGCUGAUUUUGGAGAGGAAGUCAUUCUGGUGGCUGGAUUUAAACACUCACAGUUCCAGCUGCUGACGUGCCCGUCGAAGGACGCCAUCCCUCGCCUGCGCGCCCACGUGGGGGCGGAGGUCCUGCAGCUGGUGCUGAUGGACCACGACGCGGGCCAGUACCUGCCCGACCUGCUGGCCCUGGAGCGGGAGGGCCUGAUUGGCCCGGGCUGCGUCCUGCUCUUCAGCGACGCGCACCUCCCCGCCGCGCGCGGCCUCCUGGAGCACGUCGCCGGCAGGCCCCAGCAGUACGCCGCCCGCCGCCAGGUACACGGCCUGCUGGAGCUGCAGCGCCACCUGCUGGACACUCCCGCUCCUCAGAGCAGCGCGCGGGACCCGUCGCUAUCUGACUGACGUUCACUGCUGCUGCUGUUAGCCGUUCUUUAACGCUACCUUUACCCUGCAGUUGGGGGUUUUUUUUUACUCCGUGUUGUAUUUGUGUGUCUGGAACGUUGCGGCAUUCUGACGCGGCAUGCGUGCGCACGUCGGCAGAGACGCCUUUAUUGCUUGUCGGUAGGCAGGCUACGGAUGGCAACAAACAAACCAUGAACGUUUCAAUUUGGCCUUCGGGCUUUUUAUUUUUCCCUUGUAAUAAAGCCAAGAUCUCAGGUAUCUGAGUGUCAUUGAUGGAUUAUCUCGUCAGAGAUU
Anguilla rostrata (American eel) is the source of this 1881-nucleotide messenger RNA. RefSeq names its product transmembrane O-methyltransferase homolog. The coding region runs from base 793 to 1587 and encodes 264 amino acids. The transcript has 5 exons. Lineage: Eukaryota; Metazoa; Chordata; Actinopteri; Anguilliformes; Anguillidae. The record is from RefSeq and is a predicted model, not a curated record. Gene Ontology annotation, molecular function: catechol O-methyltransferase activity. Gene Ontology annotation, biological process: developmental process; dopamine metabolic process; catecholamine catabolic process.